AUGCCCUCGGCCUUCUUGAAAGAUGCCUCCCCUCCCGCGCUGCUCGCCGACAAACCACGAGAGAUGGACGAGGCGCGGAAGAAGCAGUUGGCUAUCUGUCCCACAGAUGACGACACGAUAGCACCGAAGACGAAGAAGCCGCACAAGCAGAGCUUCGACUACAUAUGGCGGACUGGGCUUGCUGGAGGACUGGCAGGGAGUGCUGCCAAAACAAUGGUCGCCCCCCUCGACCGCGUCAAAAUCCUCUUCCAAGCCUCGAAUCCCCAAUUCGCAAAAUACACCGGCAGCUGGUUUGGGGUCAUCACGGCGAUGAAAGACAUCUACCGUGAAGACGGCACACGAGGACUCUUCCGCGGGCAUUCCGCAACCCUGCUUCGAAUCUUUCCUUACGCUGCCAUCAAAUUCCUUGCGUAUGAGCAGAUCCGCUCCGUCAUUAUCCACUCCCCUGCACAAGAAACUCCAAUUCGAAGAUUACUUAGCGGGAGUUUGGCAGGAGUGACCAGCGUCUUCUUCACUUAUCCUUUGGAAGUAAUCCGUGUGCGUCUCGCAUUUGAAACAAAACGCGACUCUCGCUCCUCCCUCUCCGCAAUCUGCAAAAGAAUAUACAACGAAACUCCCCCACCUCAAAGACCAGUUUCCGGACCAGCCGUUUUUGCAGUGACGACAGAGGCUGUUAGGACGGUGGUGCCGAGAGCGGGACUGGCGAAUUUCUAUAGAGGCUUCUCGGCGACGAUUAUGGGCAUGUUGCCGUAUGCAGGAAUGUCCUUCCUUACUCACGACACAGCGGGAGAUAUCUUGCGGCACCCUGCACUCGCUCCUUAUACCACUCUCCCCAGACCCUCCAAUUCCCCACCAAACAAACCAGCACCUCUACGUUCCUGGGCCGAGCUCUUCUCUGGCGGUAUCGCAGGUCUGGUAUCACAGACAAGUGCAUACCCACUCGAGGUAAUUAGAAGGAGAAUGCAAGUCGGAGGCGCGGUCGGAGAUGGGCAUCGCUUACAUGUUGGCGAGACAGCCAAGAUGAUUUUCAGGGAGCGGGGGGUUCAAGGGUUCUGGGUGGGACUGACGAUUGGGUAUGUGAAGGUCGUGCCAAUGGUUGCGGUGAGCUUUUAUGUUUAUGAGAGGGGGAAGACUGUGUUGGGUAUUUAG
Hyaloscypha bicolor E is the source of this 1149-nucleotide messenger RNA. RefSeq names its product mitochondrial carrier protein LEU5. The record is from RefSeq and is a predicted model, not a curated record. Gene Ontology annotation, biological process: transmembrane transport. Bases 1 to 1149 code for a protein of 382 amino acids. The transcript is spliced from 2 exons. NCBI's taxonomy places the organism in Eukaryota, Fungi, Ascomycota, Leotiomycetes, Helotiales, Hyaloscyphaceae.